Molecule: messenger RNA, 2491 nt
Organism: Myxocyprinus asiaticus (Chinese sucker)
Lineage: Eukaryota; Metazoa; Chordata; Actinopteri; Cypriniformes; Catostomidae
Gene: ppp4r2a
Product: protein phosphatase 4, regulatory subunit 2a
Exons: 9
Coding region: 114-1361 (415 amino acids)
Biological process (GO): protein dephosphorylation
Cellular component (GO): cytoplasm; nucleus; protein phosphatase 4 complex
Molecular function (GO): protein phosphatase regulator activity
Source: RefSeq, a predicted model, not a curated record
UCAGCAGCAGCAGGCAGCUCGUUACGUCACCGGCGCCAUAUUAAAGAUUUGCUGCUGUUUUCUGUCUCCAGCUGGACUCAGAGAGACCCGAGAGUAGCAAACAUACAUUCACCAUGGAAAUCGACACACUUCUGGGAGCCUUUAGAGAUUUCGAGAAGAAAGGAGAAAAGGAAACAUGCCCAAUCUUGGACCAGUUUCUGUCCCAUGUUGCAAGAACAGGAGAGACCAUGAUUCAGUGGUCUCAGUUUAAAAGCUACUUCCUCUUCAAACUAGAGAAAGUGAUGGAUGAUUUUAUAGCUUCGUGUCCAGAGCAACGAGGACCUGCCAAUCCAAACGUAGAGUACAUUCCCUUUGAAGAGAUGAAGCAGAGGAUUCUCAAAAUUGUCAAUGGAUACAACGGGAUUCCUUUCACUAUUCAGCGUCUUUGUGAGCUUCUUACUGAGCCAAAAAGAAACUACACAGGAACAGACAAGUUCCUCAGGGGCGUGGAGAAGAAUGUGAUGGUGGUCAGUUGUGUGUAUCCUACCUCAGAGAAAAAAGGGUCAGGUUGUGUGAGAAGAAUGAAUGGGGUCAUGUUUCCUGGCAACACUUCAGCUUUUCCUGAUAGAAAUGUGAAUGGUCCAGGAACACCCAGGCCACUGAACAGAACAAAACUCUCCCUGUCCUGCAGUGUAGCUACCAACGGCAUUCCUGACAGCACAGAAAACAAAGAAAAAGCUUCCGAGUCAUCAGAGAGAACAGCCAAUGAGUCUUCGGAAUCAGAAGGUACACACAGUGGUCCGGUGAAGAGUAAACAUCGUGAAGAUGAUGAGACGAAUGCUGAGAUGCACGAAGCAAAGAGGCUCAAGUUUGAUGAAGAGGACGAUGAUGAAGAUGGAAUAGAGAAAGAGCAGGAGGGAAAGGAUUCGCCCUGCACGUCAGUCGCAGAGAGCUCAUCGGAUGUGCCGGAGCCCACGUCAGACGUCAGUGCAGAAGUGAAGGAUAAUAAACCUGAUGAAUUCAGCACUGAAGACCAAGAACCCUCUAGCACACAAUCAGAGUCCCUUGAAAAUGGGGUUGACAAAUCUGCUUGUGAAGAUUCACCCAGCCCUUCCCACAGUCAGGAGACUGGCAGUGAAUUAGACCUACCAGAGGAGCAGCAGCCAGAGAGUGUUGAGAGUGCAGAAGCUCUGGAAACAGAGGAGAGAAAUGACCCAGUGAGCAGUAGCAGCAAUAAUAGCAGUGACGAGGGAGUGUCCAGUGCGGACACUCCAUCUGCAAGUCCCAGCAGUUCCACAGAGCUGCCAGCAGAGGGCAGUAGCUCUGCAGACAUCAGUUCAGACAGCUCAGAGACUGCGGAUGACAACAUGGAGCAAGACUGAAGUACAGCCCCAUGUCCUUGAUUUUUACAGUGCACUGUACAAAUCCCCAAAUCACUGAUCCUGCAGCAUAAGCAGAUCCAGAACAGGACAGGAGGGCAUUCUACUGGCAUCCCUUAAGACCUCUUUUGACAGAUUUCCUUUUUAUGACCCUUCUGUAUAUAGAUUCUUUGAAGAACACCAUGAAAAAACUGGAAGCUCACCUUUUCUGUGGUUUAGUGGAGCGGUUGCCAUUGAAUGACACGAAAGCCUUCUGUCCAUGGCGGUUUUCUGUAAUCCUGUUCUAAUCAUGGGCAUUCAUCAAUACCACAUCAACACCUUCUAAAGCUGUCUGGAAAAUACCUUUCACUUCACCAACAAUAUCUUUACCACUCUUCUAAGCGUGAAAAUGUGGCAAAGGUGUCCUGUCAAUGAGAUCCCAGGUCCCAGGAUUCCCUUUUACUGGCAGAGCAGAGUCUAAACAUUCCAAAAGAACACACUUUUUCUUAUAAUGUCUUCUGCAUUUAUCUACUCGCUUGUGGCACAAAGUGCUCAAGCAGCAUUAUACAGAUAUCCUUUAUUUCUUCUCUCCUUGCAAAUUUUGUGUUAACAUUUAUUUUUAGAACCUUUGAUUUUAACUGCCUUCCCAGUGUUUCACUGAAAAUGAUUUAAUCCACUGAUGCAGGUAAAUGGAUUAUAAAAUUGACUAAUGUAAUUUUCCAUGCAUUAGAUACUUGAGUGCUGUUGGUUGCGAUGUAAUGCUGAUUUAAUGUAGUGAGCCUGUCUUUUCAAACAAGACAUAAUGUGCUUAACCAAUAUUGAGCCAUCCUUAUUUGUUGUAAGCUUUUCAUUUUCUUUUUCACCAGGAAAUGGCAAACAGUUGUAUAAAGGUUAAAAUAAGCAACACUUUGUCAACACCAACAUCUCUUACAACUGUAUGCUUCUUACAGACAUGUAUACAGGCUGCCCAGCCCUUACCUAUUUCCACAGCUCCUUUUUGAUAUUUAGAAUUUUUAAAUUAAAGUAGAUUUUGUAGAUUGUAAUAAGUGUUCACUGCUUUUGUGAAAAGUGAAAUUGUAUGAUAUCCAUGUGAACUGAAUGCUUGGGCUUUGAACAGUAUUCCUGAAGAGCAAUAAAAGUUCACAUUAAAAGCA